ACAGAAACAGAUCAGACGGCAGGUCGGUCGGUCGGUGAACGGAGAGAGACACAGACACAAAAGUACCGGCGAUACAGAAAAAACGGUAGACCUGAGGCUUUCGGUGUCUCUGUAGGCGGUGGCGUUGGUUCCUUCUCCUGUGGACUAAGCGGGAAGUUUUUUUAUUCAACAGUCCGGUGGUCAGAUUGUCCACCAUGACGGGCAGUAGGGAGGAGGAGAGGAGGAAACUGGCCGACAUCAUCAACCACUGGAACGCCAACCGGCUCGACCUGUUCGAGAUCAGCCGGCCCACAGAGGAUUUGGAGUUCCAUGGCGUGAUGCGGUUCUACUUCCAGGACCGGGUCGCCGGUAACUUUGCCACCAAGUGCAUCAGAGUGUCGAGCACAGCGACAACGCAGGACGUCAUCGAGACGCUAGCCGAGAAGUUCAGACCCGACAUGAGGAUGCUCUCCUCGCCAAAAUACUCCCUGUACGAGGUGCACGUCAGUGGUG
Trematomus bernacchii (emerald rockcod) is the source of this 492-nucleotide messenger RNA. RefSeq names its product afadin-like. Gene Ontology annotation, molecular function: cell adhesion molecule binding. Gene Ontology annotation, cellular component: adherens junction. Gene Ontology annotation, biological process: regulation of protein localization; signal transduction. The record is from RefSeq and is a predicted model, not a curated record. NCBI's taxonomy places the organism in Eukaryota, Metazoa, Chordata, Actinopteri, Perciformes, Nototheniidae.